AUGUCUCGUACUACAGCAGCUGUCAGCCUGCUCCUCAUUUCAUUGCCGCUUGCAUUUUCUUUGCCCAAAGAUCUCCCACCCUUCAAGCUUCUCAACGCUACCGAAACCUUUUCAUCGCCUACUGGAGAGCCAGCGCCUAUCCUUGAUCCAGGAUUUGGAGACGGCAACUUGCCCGAUGUGACAGUGGAGGCUACCAACGGGACCCCAAUUCCUAUCGAACCUGGUAUUGGCGAUGACACGGGACCCGAGAUUUUUAUUGACCCUCUCCUCCCUGUUGAUCCCGUCCCUGGUCCGAUCCCGACGGUCACCAUACCUCUUGAUCCUGCUCUGAUUGACACUAGCCCUGUGUGGCCUGUCGGAGUUGAUCCUGCUCUGAUCGAUCCUAUCCCUACGGAACCUAUCGGGUUUGUUCCUCCGAAUCUUGAUGGCACAACACAGGCCCCAUCUGUGAGCAUCAAGAAUUUCCUCUCCAUUAUUCAGCCCCUUCUGGAUAUUAUCGGAGACUUGUUCGACUCACUUCCCGGCUCCAAUGCACUUGUCCGACCUUUCGUUUCCCCCUAUAUCCCAAAAGAACCGCUGGGCGAUGUACCUGCGACUUGGCCGCUUCAGCUCGGAUCAACGAGGGCGUCCCGUUUUGAUCUCGGGAAGCGCAACCCUCUACCGGAGGCCUCCUCCGAUGCCCUUUCGAAAUUCUACGCCUCUCUUACGAGCAACCAGGGGGCGACUCUCAGGGAAUCCUUUGAGGUUCUCGAUGACGACACCAAAGCCAAAGUCCUCAGCGUCCUCGAAUCCGAACCAGUGCGUCUCGAACUCGCCAAACGUGACGGUGGUUUCGUGAGUCUAGGUUUCAUCACCAAGUACACCAAUGAAUUCCGCUAUCUGAAUCCCCUUCUCGCGGAGCUAAGACCGGAAAUUGCUCAAGGGCUUCAAGACGUCCUCGACGACCCAACUAUCCCUUUGCCAUCGGUAGGGUCUCUCGAUCUAGAUGAUCUUCCCGAUCAGCUCAAGCAAUUCGUGUUAGACAUGUACCCUUUCUUCAGUCUGCUCUCCGACGGUGCGGUGCCUGAUGCGGACAAGAAGCAAAUUCUCGAGAACUUAUCCGACGGUCUUUCCACCAAGAAGCGAGAUGUCAACACAAAACGCGCUCCCCAAGAUGCCGACAACAUUAUAGUCAACGCACCAACGUGGGAUUACGAUCGGGUUCGACACGCAAUCGACCUUUUCCGCGCGGUGGAUCCGGCCCUAUUCAGUCUUGGAGAUGAGGAAGAAGAGAUCUAUAAUUUGUUUUACGAUCCUAAAGGCCUACCAAAUGUCGACAUCGGUCACUUCGCGCAUGAUCUUGAAGGGCAGGGUAAGUAUGAUGAGUGGCUGAGUUAUCAAAUAGGUUUCCUUCUUGAUAGCUUGCCUGAGACUGACCGGGAUCAACUUUACGAAAUUCUGGAUCUGGACACCGCACCGAGUAAGCGAGCAAUCCGUCGUGCACCUAUACCACCACCGCCGCCACCCGCUGACAACAUCGUCCUCAACGGACCAACUUGGAGUGACGAUCGGGUUCGAUACGUCCUCGACCUUUUUCACGAGCUAGAUCCGGCUAUACAAAGUCUCCUUAUGGACAAGUUUCAGCUCUAUGAUCCGUUUAACAACCCUAACAGCCCCCCAGUUGUAGACUUCGAAGAUUUCGCGCCCGGUAUGAAAGGCCAGGCUCAGAAUGUUGUCUGGCAGUAUUAUCAAUUUGAGCUACUUCUCAACAGCUUGCCUCCGGCCGAGGCGAUGCAGCUCAUAGCGUUGCUUAAUCUGCAAACUGUAUCGAGUAAGCGAGCGAUGCGUCGUGGACUGAGGAUAAGGCAGGAGGAUUCUGAGGGUGAUGAUCUGGAUUUCGCCUUGGGUCCAGAUGGCUCCCUUGAUCCAUUCGAGCAGAACCACCAGCACGUCGGUGACCAAUUUGAUAUUGGGAGUCCUGAAGAGGGUGCGGAUGGCCCAUCUUCUGAGAGUCUUGGGAGUGAUGACUCUGAACAGUUUGUAGCGGAUCCUUCCGCCGACGGUUCUGAAGAGCUCGAUGACAGCUCCGACUCUAAUCCUACUGCCGCAGACGCAGACGCCUCGGAGGAUCCCGCCGCCGCUGAUGAAGACGACGCCCCCUCCACUGACAGCUCUGAUUUUACUUCCGCAGACGCAGAUGCCUCAGAGGAGCCCGCCGCCGCAGCCGAAGACGACGCCCCCUCCACUGACAGCUCUGAUUUUACUUCCGCAGACGAAGAUGACGUCCCCUUCAAUGAUAGCAAUGACAGCUCUAAUGAUUUUACGUCCGCAGACGCAGAUGUCUCAGAGGAUCCCGCCGUUAUUGACGAAGACCAAGCCCCCUCUACUGAUAGCUUUGAUCCUCUCUUUACUGGCUCAGACGCAGAUGUCUCAGAGGAUUCCGCCCCUGGCAACUCUGACUCUCCCCCUACUGUCGCAGACGCAGAUGCCUCAGAAGAUUCCAUCACCAGUAGUUCUGACUCCACUUCCUUAUCCAGCAACGUUGACCUCCAAGGUGCCUUUGUCGGCGAGAUAAACGACAAUCCUAACCCCAGCGAUGUCAAUCCAAACGAGGAGAAGCUAGAUCUAGAAUCAUGGGCCACAGUUCACCCCUCAUCCAUCAACGAUAUUGUGCAAGGUGACCUUGCGGGUGAAUGGAACACCAACGUAAAACCUUUUGACAAUCCAUCAAAUAAUGUAACUACGCUAACAUGUACAGGAAUGAUUCGGGUUAAUGCGAGGGACUUUAGCUAAGAGAGGGGAGAGGGCGGAUGUAUGAUGUUAGAUUGCCGACGGGAGCUCUCGGCACAAACUGUUCUAAACCAGUAGAGCAGCAUUUCCUAUUUUGAUGAUAACAAGUGUCUUCUUUGUGGUAAUCAUCUUCUCCUGCUGAUAAUGAAAUUGAGCAUGGCCAGGUUAAAUGUAGUCUUAUCAUUGUAUCAUCUCUCUAAGUUAACACCAUAGUUGCCGUUUUGUGAUUCCAUGUCGUCCUCUCUCAUCCUUGGUUGCAUCGCUAGCUCCGCCGCUUGCAGUCGUAGAGCAUUCGUCCUGGUUAGACAUCAUCACUUCGAAAAACACAAAAUGUUCCCAGGAACGCCCUCUACAUCUAUAUAUUCCAAAGGCGUCUAGAAGCCAGU
Messenger RNA from Cucurbitaria berberidis CBS 394.84, 3155 nucleotides. RefSeq lists its product as uncharacterized. Lineage: Eukaryota; Fungi; Ascomycota; Dothideomycetes; Pleosporales; Cucurbitariaceae. The transcript has a single exon. The record is from RefSeq and is a predicted model, not a curated record. The coding region runs from base 1 to 2772 and encodes 923 amino acids.